ACCAACGAAACACUGGGCUGCCUGCAGCGGAGCGCGCGAACUUAACCACUUGGCCAUAGGGCCAGCCCCCUGGGGUACUUUUUAUAACUACAUGUUCUCGGUCCUCUAAGAUGCAUAGCUCUUGCUGUGUUGUUGCCCCCAUCUACACUCCCAGUCCCUACUCUAGGAAGCCACCACCGUUGACAGUCGUGUCCAUCUUGCAGGCGUGCCAGGGCAGGGAAGACAUACAGAUAAACAAAUACAGAGCAGUGCCAUGACAGAGAGAAGCACUGGUAGGGGUUAGGGUGGGAGAGGAAGCAAAUGAAUUCAGAUUUAGUCUUAGUGAGGUAUGGACAUGUGGGACGGUUCAUGGGGUAAAUAUUCCUCCCCCUCCCCACUCCCCAGGGAGAGUUUAGUUCAAGGAGAAGAAAGCCAAGAAUAGAAUCCUGGGAAAAUGUUAAAAUUUAAGGUUUGACCAGUGAAGACUGAGAGAGAGCAUUCUGAAGUAUGGAAGGAGCAUCAGGAGGCAGUGAAGUUAUGAAAAGCCAGUGGAAGAGAGUUUCAAGACGGAAGUUGUUAAACAUCAAAUACUGUAGAGAGGUCAAGUCAAAGAAGAAAUGAAAAGCGUGUGUUGAAUUUGUUAACUUUGGUCACAUUGCUAUGUGUAGUUUCAGUGGCGAGGUGACAUGUAUUAGGCUGCCGUGCGAAUGCAAGGGGGAAAGGCAGAGAAGCCAGGGUAGAUUACUUUCCUAAAAGCUUGAUGGUUAAAAGAAGAACAAGUAUGGUGAGACGAAUGUUCAGCCUGGAAGAGAGAGCUGUGGUUUUUUUGUUGUUGCUCUUUUGCUUUGUUUUUAAAAUGGGUUUUGAGUGUGUCUAUAUGAAGAGAGGAAAGGUUUGUUAGAAUCAAAAGUUGAAGCUUCAGGAGAGAGGGAAUAAUUGAUGGAGCAUGAUUGCUGAGUAAGCUGAAGGGCACAGGAACCAGAGAACAGGUUAAGAGAUUCACCUUGAACAGGAGACAGAAAGCUUAUGGAAGUAGAUGUGGGCAGGAAGUUCAUAUAUUUCAAACCCAAAUACUACUAUUUUCUCCAUGAAAUUGAAGACAGGGUUAUCUGCUAUGAGUAAGAGUUUAGGUGAGUUUGAAGUGGCUUCUAUAGAAAAUGAGAAUUGAAACUGAACAGGUACCUGCAGAAAAUUACUAGGUAGUAAAUAGUGUCUACCAAAUAUUAGAGAUCAAGUUGAAUAAUGUUCUUAAUUCCUAUGCCUAUAGCAUUUUGUUUACUAUGGGGGUAAAUAACCACAGCUGAAUUGAUCCAGGGUUGAUGGUUUAUAGGGCAUAUUAGACAGAAAUAUAAAAGGAUUGCUGGAUGUUUUAGGAUCAAUAACUUAUCCAUCUUUCUUCUCUGAGUUCUCAGUUUUUGAGAAUGAAACACAAGCAGUAAGGGACAGCUUUAUUAAUGGCUGAACAGGAUGCAGUAACCACUAAAAACAGAGCUUCUGAUAAAUUGUUGGAGGCUUAAGGCCAAAAUCUUGCUUAUUAUUAUUUCCUCCCAAGUAAAGGUGGGGUAGGGAGUGAACAAUAGUCCUCUCCCCUCUAGGGAGACUGAUGGAAGUGGGGGGAAUAAAGGUUUACCCCAACAGGGAUCUAGAGUGUAGUCUGAAAGAGGGUUCCAAAAUUCCAGAUUUGAAGGAUGGAACAAUUUGAGGUGAAGACAAGGUCUAGGGCAUUGGAGUAGAUAAAGAUAAAGGGAACUGACAAGCUUGGGUGUGGGAGAGGUUAUUCAAAUCCUUUGUACAGCUCUUUCUUGGACCUCCAACUGCGUGCAAUCUCUCUUGUACCUUUCUUAUGGAAAGUACGAUAUUCUGCCCAUUUAGUUAGGUACUUAUGUUUAUUAUAACCUCCUUGAGAGCAGAGACUCUGUCAUAUCUUUUUAACCUCAUAGUACCUUAUACAUAAGUAUUUGUUGAUUUAGUUAGUAAGAUGAAAGUUUAUUUUAGACAUGAGAAAACUUUUUGUUGGAAUAUUUUCAAGAAAUUUCUUCACUCAACUCAACAUUAUUUUUGAAGUUUUUUGGACUAAAGAAUGAGGAGACUAAAAUAAGAGAUAUGUUUUCAAUCAGUAAUUGACAAUCCUCCCUAUGUUUAAAUAUUUAAAUAUCCCGCCUUCCUGGAUUGAGUGACUGCUACCGAUGCUGUUAUUCUGGCUAGUUCACGUCAGAGGUUAAUGGAGUAGUUUGGUGGUGUUACAGCUGGAGAAUUCAGGAAUGAUCAAAUUCUGCUUCACUACAGGCACUCCUCCUCUCCUUGAAGUGUCUAAGGAUGAUAUAUUGACAAGGGGCAACAGUAAAUGGAAAAUCUAUAAUUAGUACACAGAAAAUGGAAAAGCUGUGCUUUGCCCAGAAACCCAAUGCCAAACUCUCUAGAGAAACAGGUUCUAGAGUGUGUGUUCUAGAGAGCAGGGCAGAAACUGACUUAACCUGGGAGGUUACUUAGCAUCAUUUCUACUUCAUUCUCUUGGUUGUGAGCAAGUCACCAAGGCUGGCUGAGCUUCAAGGAAAGGGAACACAGACACUAUGAGCAUCAAAGGAUUUGCGGAUGUGGGUGAAACCUCCCUACCUGAUGAUGUCUUUUCCUGUCUUGCACAGGCCUAUGUUCCCAUUCCUGGAGUUAGUUAUAGUCUUGUUUUUCUGAUUGUCUUUAUCACCUCAGGUGUUGUGUUAAUUUUCUAUUGCUUCAUAACAAAUUAUUACAAACUUAGUGGCUUAAAACAACAUCCAUUUAUUUUCUCACAGUUUCUGUUGGUUGGACAGCAUGACUGGGUUCUUCUGCUCCAAGUCUCACAAUGUUGAAAUAAAUAGAUAUGAUAAAUUGAAAAAUAUAUAUGUGUGCACAUACACAUACAUAUAUACUUUUUAAUUACCUUAAAUCAGACUAAUUUUGACCAGGGUUUGUGUUUUUGGUUUUACAAGUGUCUUCUUCAAUAGGCAACAACGACGACGACAACAAAACCUACUAACGUUGAAAGCGUUUUCUGUGACAUUAAGUGUCAGUGAUGUGACCGGGGAAUGAAAAGGACAAUCCCUGGCAGCGUUAUUGGCAUUUUAUAAGUCUUUAGGCUUAAUUAAUGUUCAUCACAAUUUAUUCGUAGUUUAAGUUCUACCAUGGCAUUUUCAAUGAUUGGAAAAUUGAGAAUGCGUUCUUAAUUUUUUUGUUCACUUUUUAAUUGUUCAUUUUCUUUAUUUUAUUGAUAUCUGUAUGGCGUUUUGUUUUCAUUUUAACAUUUUUAUCUUUAACGCACCUCUGUGUUUAUGUGAAUGUGUUCUUAUAUUAGAGAGAAAAAUUCUCUUCUUCUUAUAUAUGGCGAGAAGAAUUAUUUCUCCUUGGUUACACUGUGCCCCCCCCAGGAAGGGGAUCCCAGACCUCCUGAUGUUUAAUCCAGGGCUCUUUCUUUUCACACAGUAUUCUUUACCUCUGGAUAGUUUUUGCCUCCCCUCUCUUUCUUCCCACAUCUCCUGCUCCCUGUGUCUCUUUCCCACUGAUCACAAUAUAUUCCCCAGCUUUUUUUGAUUUAUCCAGUUGCAGAGCUUCAACUGUGAAGUCAAACAGCCUGGAUUUGGGUCCUGGCUUGGUCGUGUUUGGUUACGUGACCUUGGACAAAUUAUUCAACCCCUCUGAAUCCCAGUGUCCUCACCUGUAUUGAGGGUAACAAUGGUACCUGCCUCAUAGGGUUAUGAGGAUUGAAUUAAAUGUGAUGAUGCCCUAAAAUACCUUGCACAGUGAUGAGCAGAUGGAGUUUAAUAAAUGUUGGUGGCUAUUGUUAUUCUGAAGUUAUCAUCUCUCUAUUUCCUUCACAAGUGACAGUAUGUUGCCAGUUCUAAAAGUUUGGGAACUUUGAAGGAGAAUAUGAAUGACCUUUAUCUUGAGAAAACAUUCCAUCCUGCCUGUCUUUCAGAGAGGUAGUGAAGAUUUAUUUCCACUUUUACCUCAGAUUAAUAAGUGUUAUUGGGAAAAGCAACCAUUCUGUAAUGAAUGAAACUACAAUCGUACCUUGUUAGGUAAAUGGUAUUUGCUAAAGAAGAGCCUUUUAAUGAUUUGAAAGUCAUCACAAUCACGUGGUACAUGUUAGGCUUUCAAAGUGUGCUGUUCAAAUGACUCUCUUCUUUAAAUUUUAAUGAAUAUUAGGCUAACCCUUAAACAAAUGAGUCAUUGUUUCAAAGAAAUUAUUGUACUGUCCUUGUUAAAACUUAUUAUGGAAGUUUAUAAGAAAGUGUGUCUUUUUUUUUUUUAACUAGAGAGAAAUACAGAGGUAAUUCAUUUGGUUUAUUUACUCACCCUCAACAUUUUUAGGGAGUGGUCUACAAGUGUGUGUGAAAUCCCACCGUUUAUUACACAUCCGUGCUGGUUUAUUCAGUCGUACGAAACGCAGAUACCACGUGGUAUCACUUAUUUUUAGAACUAAAUAAGCACUGCAACAAAGAGUCAUUUUAGUUCAUAUGUUUAGGGUCACUUGCCGCAGUGGACAUGACUGAAAGCUGAUUAACGUUAGAUUAUGAUUCUUCUGGUGAGAUCUUAAAAAGUAGACAUAAAAACAAACCAAUAAAGAGAAUAUACUCUUACAGCACAUAAAAUGCUGAACAUUGUGUAUUCAUUGUACAAUUGAAAUGAGCUGGCUGUGUGUUCGUGGGAGGGGAAAAAUGUUCCUAAGAACUUAUUUCUUUAAUGUUUACCUUCUGUUUAUUCUGUUUACCUCUUAGCUUCCUCUCUCAUAACAUAGUUCAGUUCAUCCUCUCUCUUAAGAGAGAUAUCACGUCCUUUAACCCUAAGAAAGUGUCAGUUUACUUUUAUCCAUGAAUAUCUCAAUGUUUAGUUACAAGGGAAGUAACCAAAAGUUAUUUUCUUUUCAUGUUAUUAGUGAAUGCAUAUCACACAACCCGUAUUUAGAUAAUCACCUAAAUAAAUAAUCACUUAGAUAAAUGAGUUGCCUACUUUAUCUGAUAGUAUUUAUGGUAACUACUAUGUGCCUCUUCUAACUGCUUUAUGCCUGAUAGCUCCUUCAAUUCUUUAUAUUAGUCCUAUGAGGUAGAUACUGUUAUGCUCUCCAUUUUAUAGUUGAAGAAUCUGAAACAGAGAUCUUAAUAUCUAGUGUAAAUAGCUAAAAUCUGAACCCAUCUGGGUUGUCUGACCUCACUGUGUACUCUUGACCACUCUGCUAUCCUGCCUCUUUAUUGUGGAGUUUUAAAUGAGUGUGGUUCAGAUAGUAUCCCUUUAAUUGUAUUUUACGUGUUCAUUUUUGUGUCUUCUCUUCUCCAGGUCAACCAUAGAGCCCUAUGUUGUAUUACCAGAUGUACAGCAAGCACUUGCUGGUUGUGCUACAAAUCUAGAAUAUUACAUUUUAUUUUGGGCACUACAAUUUAAAUAGAAAUGUUGACUAAAGAGCUCACAGAGGAAGGGAACCAAUAUUGUAAAAAGAUCUUGGAAUCACGGCCUUGAUUGACCUUAAAGGGCACUUUUUAUUUUAAAGAUUUGGGGAAAUAUGACAUGUAUUUUUAAUAUUUGAGGAAUUACCAUGUUUAAGAGACAGUGGACAGGUUUUGUGUUCCUGCAGUGUGCAGGACAAAGAUCUGUGGUUGAAUUCCUGGGGUAAAAUUUCAACUCUGCAUGAAAGAGAACUUUCUGACUUGAGUCAUCUGAUAGAACAGGCCCCUUGUGAGGUAAUGGCUCCGCCCAUUAUUAGAAAUCUCUAGUCAUCUCAAUCCCUGUGAACUGAAAGGAGGCUUCAAGGAGAGACAUCUCAGAGCAGAGUCAGGUUCAGAGUGCUGAUGUGAAUUUCUCAAGAUAAUCACUCCCUUCAGAAGACUAAUGCUGUGUGCCGAGAACAGAAAGGAGAUGGAGGAUUGGAUCAGCUCACUGAAGUCUGUACAGACCAGAGAACCUUACGAGGUGGCCCAGUUUAAUGUGGAACAUUUCUCAGGGAUGCAUAACUGGUACGCCUGCUCCCAUGCCCGACCUACUUUCUGUAACGUGUGCCGAGAGAGUCUCUCCGGAGUCACCUCCCAUGGCCUGUCCUGCGAAGUGUGUAAAUUCAAGGCUCACAAAAGAUGUGCAGUGAGAGCAACAAACAACUGCAAAUGGACGACACUGGCCUCCAUCGGGAAGGACAUCAUAGAGGACGAAGAUGGAGUGGCUAUGCCGCACCAGUGGCUUGAGGGUAACUUGCCCGUGAGCGCCAAAUGUGCUGUCUGUGACAAAACGUGCGGGAGCGUUCUCCGUCUUCAAGAUUGGAAAUGCCUUUGGUGUAAAACGAUGGUACACACUGCCUGCAAAGAUUUAUACCACCCUAUAUGUCCACUUGGCCAAUGUAAAGUGUCUGUCAUACCUCCAAUUGCACUAAACAGCACUGAUUCUGAUGGUUUCUGUAGAGCAACAUUUUCAUUCUGUGUUAGUCCUCUAUUGGUUUUUGUCAAUUCUAAGAGUGGAGAUAAUCAGGGAGUAAAGUUCCUUCGACGAUUUAAACAGUUGCUAAAUCCGGCUCAGGUGUUUGAUUUAAUGAAUGGAGGGCCUCAUUUAGGUUUAAGAUUAUUCCAGAAGUUUGACAAUUUCCGGAUUCUUGUCUGUGGAGGAGAUGGAAGUGUAGGUUGGGUUUUGUCAGAAAUUGAUAAGCUCAACUUGAAUAAACAGUGCCAGCUGGGAGUAUUGCCUCUGGGUACAGGAAACGACCUUGCCCGGGUUCUUGGCUGGGGAGGUUCAUACGAUGAUGACACUCAACUUCCUCAGAUAUUAGAGAAGCUGGAAAGAGCCAGUACCAAAAUGUUGGACAGGUGGAGUAUAAUGACCUAUGAACUCAAAUUGCCACCAAAGGCUUCUCUACUUCCAGAACCUCCAGAAGCAUCUGAAGAAUUUUAUAUGACAAUUUAUGAAGACUCAGUUGCAGCUCAUCUUACAAAAAUCCUCAAUUCUGAUGAAGAUGCAGUGGUCAUAUCAUCUGCCAAGAUACUGUGUGAAACUGUAAAGGACUUCGUUGCCAAAGUAGAGAAGGCACAUGAAAAAACAUUGGAAAAUGCUGUCGUAGCCGAUGCCGUGGCCAGUAAAUGUUCAGUCCUAAAUGAGAAGCUUGAACAGCUGCUCCAGGCUUUGCACACAGAUUCCCAGGCUGCUCCUGUCCCGGGAGGCGUCAGCCCUGUCAUUGUAGAAGAAGAUCCUGUGGAAUCUUCCAGCGAAGAAUCCUUGUGUGAAAGCAGGGAACAGCUUUUAUAUGACACUACAAAACCUUCCUCCCAGAAAGCGGUCAGACCAAAGGAAAUAAUGUUGCGGGCAAACAGUUUAAAGAAAGCGGUGAGGCAAGUCAUUGAAGAAGCCGGAAAAGUUAUGGAUGACCAGACAGUUCACCCCUGUGAACCAGUUAAUCAGUCAUUUGAUUACGAUAGUACAGAAACAGAUGAAUCUAAAGAUGAUGAUGCAAAAGAGUCAUUAACUGUGAAAACUGCACCUCGGUCUCCAGAUGGCCGGGCCAGUCGUUCCCAAACUGACUCUGGCCCUGGACCAGCCGUGGCAGCCAGCAAAGAAAACCUCCCUGUGCUCAAUACCAGAAUAAUCUGCCCAGGUUUAAGAGCAGGACUAGCUGCCUCAAUUGCUGGGAGUUCUAUUAUCAACAAAAUGUUACUGGCAAAUAUUGAUCCUUUUGGUGCAACGCCAUUUAUUGACCCAGAUCCAGAUUCAAUAGAUGGAUAUUCAGAAAAAUGUGUCAUGAACAAUUACUUUGGGAUUGGAUUAGAUGCGAAAAUUUCGUUAGAAUUUAAUAAUAAGAGAGAAGAGCACCCUGAAAAAUGCAGGAGCCGAACUAAAAACUUGAUGUGGUAUGGUGUCCUUGGAACCCGGGAGUUAUUACAGAGAUCGUACAAGAAUUUAGAACAGAGGGUUCAACUUGAAUGUGAUGGGCAGUAUAUUCCUCUCCCCAGCCUGCAAGGAAUAGCAGUGUUGAACAUUCCCAGCUAUGCCGGAGGCACUAACUUUUGGGGUGGAACUAAAGAGGACGAUAUAUUUGCUGCACCAUCAUUUGAUGACAAGAUCCUAGAAGUCGUUGCAAUAUUUGAUAGCAUGCAAAUGGCUGUUUCAAGGGUUAUUAAGCUGCAGCAUCAUCGAAUAGCUCAGUGCCGUACAGUGAAAAUCACUAUAUUUGGUGAUGAGGGAGUCCCAGUGCAGGUGGAUGGUGAAGCAUGGGUUCAGCCUCCAGGGAUUAUCAAAAUUGUGCACAAAAACAGAGCUCAGAUGCUAACAAGGGACAGGGCUUUUGAAAGCACUCUGAAAUCUUGGGAAGAUAAACAGAAGUGUGAUGCUGGUAAACCAGUUCUUCGAACCCAUUUGUACAUCCAACAUGCCGUUGACUUGGCAACAGAGGAGGUGUCGCAGAUGCAGCUCUGCUCCCAGGCCGCGGAGGAGCUCAUCACCAGGAUUUGUGAUGCAGCCACGAUCCACUGUCUUUUGGAGCAAGAACUGGCCCACGCUGUGAAUGCAUGCUCCCACGCACUGAAUAAGGCCAACCCACGGUUCCCAGAGAGUCUUACAAGAGACACUGCCACUGAAAUAGCCAUCAAUGUGAAGGCACUGUAUAAUGAAACAGAAUCUUUACUAGUUGGCAGGGUUCCUUUGCAUUUGGAAUCUCCACAUGAAGAGCGGGUAUCCAAUGCCUUACAUUCUGUGGAGGUGGAGUUACAGAAGUUAACAGAGAUUCCCUGGCUUUAUUACAUCUUACACCCAAAUGAGGACGAGGAGCCUCCUAUGGAUUGCACCAAGAGAAACAACAGAAGCACAGUAUUUCGUAUAGUGCCAAAAUUUAAAAAGGAAAAGGCUCAGAAGCAGAAGACAAGUUCACAGCCUGUUCAGAAAUGGGGCACAGAGGAAGUUGCUGCUUGGCUGGAUCUGCUCAAUUUGGGAGAGUACAAAGAAAUCUUCAUCCGUCAUGACAUCAGAGGGGCUGAACUUUUGCAUCUGGAAAGGCGAGAUCUUAAGGACCUGGGGAUACCGAAAGUGGGUCAUGUGAAGCGAAUUCUCCAGGGAAUUAAAGAGCUCGGAAGAAGCACUCCCCAGGCUGAGGUGUAAUCAUACUGGUGCUAUUCCUUGCAAGGGAAGUAAUCGCUACUUAAUACAAAGUUCUUGAAGCAAUUGGCUAGUCUUGUAGUUUUCUCCCUAGCUGAGUAAGCACCACUGAAGCACCUCUAUGGCUCGAUAUUUUGCUUUGGGUGAAAAUUUUGAUUUGAGAUCGUAGAAAAUAUUUUGUGCCAAAAAAAUACAUUCCAUGAAGCCAUUUUCUUAUUGUGCAGAUAAUAUGACAUGUUCAAAUAUGCUUAUAUUAGUAAGAAGGAAGGGGGAAUCUGAGACAAUUGCAUGGUCUAAAAGGUGGAAUUGCAAGAUGUUUACUUUCCUUAAAUUUGUCAGAUGGAAUGUUCUUACCGUGCAACUGCAUAACAAUAUGUGGCUCACACUUCUUAGGUUUUGUUAUUGGAAGCGUUGACUUCUUCCUUAAAUUAUUGGUUAGGAGACUAGGAUGUAAAUUAAGUUAUAUUUUGAAUGUUAUAUUGGUAUCACCUCAGAUUCCUAGCACUCAGUGGUCAAAGAAUAUGGUUCAAACCCCUCAAAUACUAUGAAUGAAUGCAAAUCUUAAUGCACGAUGUUUCUGCCUGAAUUAUCUUUCUUUCUCUUGCAUGUCACAUCUAAUAUUGUAACACUUAGCUUUAGUGUCAGUUUUAAUGGAGUUUAAUUUAUUACUACCUAAGUACCUUUUUGUUGGCUAAAGGCACUUUUCUAUUCUUUGAUGUGGAAUUUUGCAUAAAUAUUCUGUAUCUUAGAAUUUGUGAACAUGUGUCUGUGCCAUAAUCAACAAAUGAUAUACAUCUUAUGCAAGCCAAUUUUAUGUCAGCCUAUCAUAAACAGUAGGUGUGCACAUUAAGAAAAUUCUCUGGAUAUUUUCAUAAAAUUACAUGUUCUUUUGCCUAACAAAACUUAUUCUAGCUUUCCAAGCCAAAAUUCCCACAUUUUGUUCCUAUUUUUCACUUCAAUUUAAUAAUUAUUUAAUACUUUGUUUGCAUUUGUAAUAUAGUAGACUGUUGACAUCCAGGAAUUUCCCCCGGAUCUUAGCUGGGAACUGUGUACUGACUGGGCCACCCAUGAGCUAAAGUGACUCCUGACAUGAACUUCCCAACAAAAGAGAUUUAAAAUUUUUCUUAAGGGCUUCACAUUAUUAUUAUUAUCUCACUUAUUUAUAUCCUAUCGGGUAGAUACUAUUUUUCUUUUUCUAAACCGCUGUACUUCAGCAUAGCUCAUUAGGAGUCAACAUUACAAUGAUCAAAUCUUUGAAAGCCAAAGGCAUACAUAUCAAAAAGUCACAAAAAUAUCCUUAAAUAAGCUUUCUUUAGACAUUAUAUACCAAAAAUAUUAGCUAUAAUGUUGAAAAAUCUUCUCUAUAAGAGACAUAAACAGGGUACUGACCCAGUGGUGACAAUUUUCAUAAAAUAGCCUUCUAGGUAGGUGCUCAAUAGAUAUACACACACACCUAUAUACAUAUACACAUAUGUGUAUAUACACAAAUACUCAUUUAAAUGUAUAUUCACACUUAUGUACAUGUAGUCUUGAAAUAUACUCUCAUUGAUAUUUUCUAAACAAUUAUUUGCCGAAUGCUUAAAGAGAAAUAUUGAUGGGAAAGCAUUGAAAAUGAACUCUUGUCAGACAUAUGAUUAUAUCAAAAGAGUUCAAAUAUUUGACACUUUAUUCUCAUUUAUAACUUGGUUAUUUAACUACUAGUAUCAUCACAAAACUUAGAUAUCUUAAAAAUAAAUGAACCUGAUGGGUUCCUGACCAAGGGUUUACCUAAGUUGUGAAUAAAUGGAGAUUUUCCAAAGGGAAUCAUAUCAAGUAGCUUAAAAGAGUACAGAGCUACUCACUUAAUCAUUUUAAUGUUACCCACACCUAUGAAAUCAAAAGUCUUCAUUUCCAGUUCCUUUUGUAGUCCCCACCCUGCAGCACGUCCUGCACUUCCGGGCACUUCUCUGUGAAAUCAGAAUAUGAGGUGCCGGAUUCUCGGAGCUCUUCUCAGAUCACAGCCCCCUGUCCAGCUCCACCAACAAAGGAAAGGGUGGGGCAAGGAGGCGAGGAGCUCUAGAGAAGAAUGAAUUAAUGUAAAAAUCUUUAUUGGUUUUUACUCUCCCAAAAUACCCCUUUGCCAAUAGAAAAAAUUCUCAAGCUAUUACGUGUUUAGAAUUUAAGACUAAGAUGUAAAUGAUUGAAUUUUUUUUUGUUUGAUGUUGAUCUUUCACUCUCAGGUAACAUCUUUUUGUAUGCUGUAAAACCUCACUUAAUGGAAUCCUUAGCUAGAAUUUUCCUGCAAGUGGCUUUUGGAUGAGGGAAAUCCUUUAAAAUGGCAAUUUUGAUAUCUUUCUUUUGUUAAAUGAGAGCAGUUUUUCCUGUACACUUUGUCUAGCAUGGCUGUGUGGGACCCAAAUGACUUCACUUACCAGGUUUGCCAGGACAGAGCCCUCAGAGUCUCCUUAGGGCCCUGUCAGCGUCACAGAGGAGCCAGCUUCUUAUAGCAGAUGGGGUUACAGAAAAGGGAAGAGCUUCUCCAUGGAUCUGAUCACAGCUCUGGGGAGUGCCCGUGGGGACUGUGUGCCUUGCUUCACACAAGCUGAGCUGAGAAGCUCAAGCCUGCUCCUCAUAGCCAGGUCUCACCUUCCCUCCCCAUUAGGCUCUCCCUCUCCUUGAUAAUUCGGGAGGGGAAUCACAGCCAACAUCCACUUCCUUUCACUCUCAUUUUCCUGAGGAAGAACUUACUUUUCAAGAAGGAAAGGAACACAGUCAGGCCUAAGUAAAAUUUCAGAGUACUCAAUUUUUCUCUUCGGUGUCUUUCCACCUCCCUUUCUGAGUUCCGUUUCCGCUUCCUGGCUUCCUGUUUUCCCACAUGCCCAAUACACUGGUGGUUGCUCACAUUCUCACUGCUGUGUGCUACCCUUUCCUCAACUUUCCCACUACAAAAUUACUCCUUUCAUCUCCCCGCCUUAGCACCCGUUGUGGGUCAUCUAGUGAAGUGUUAGGAAUAAAACAAUUUAAAGAAACUAAUUUCACAGUUUGCAUUUUAUAAAAGGAAAUGUGCUAAUCUAAAUGAAUUUAUGGAUUAGAUAAUUUGGAGGCCAUGAUAUAUAUUGACAUCAUAUAUAUAUUCCUCUGGCUGAGAAGAGGUGACCCGUGAAUGUCUAGAUCUGUGCUGUCUAAUAUUGUAGCCACUAGCCACAUGGGGCUAUUUAAAUAUAAAUUUAAUUAGAAAUUUAAUUUCUCAAUUAUUAGCCACAUUUCAAGUGCUCAGUAACCACAGUGGACAGUACAGAUAUUGAACAUUUCCAUCAUUGCAAAAGUUCUACUGGAUAGCACUGGUCUAGAUCAUUGUUGUGGUCCAUGGACCAGCAGCAUCUGUAUCACCUGGGAGUUUAUAGAAAUGCAGAUCUCUUCAAGACCUACUGAAUCAAAAUUUUCCUUUUAACGGGAUUCAUUAAGUUAUUAGCACUGGCCUAGAUUUGUUUUAUCCCUCCUAGAUAUUAGGAAUCUGAGGUCUUCAAAAGGUCCUCAGAAUAGCUCACUGCCCAAUCCAUUGUUUCCUAUCCAUUCUCCAGCUAAUCCCAGAAAUGAGCUGAAACUCAUUUAUCACUCCAACUGAGCUUCCUUCUCAAUCAUUAUUCCUAUUUCUGGUUCCAGAUGAGCCCUACCUGCCCGGUUGUUAUGUUUUAGUAGCUAAGGUGGAAUACAGGAGAUUGGCUGACCAGCACAGCUGGCCUUUCUCCAACCCUUCAUCCCACGUCUACGUCACAAAUAUCUCCAUUUGCUCAGUUUGCUGCUCAUGUGGCAUCCUCAUUUGUUCACAACUUAAGUCACAAGGAACAUUUCAGAAGAGUAUGUACUGAGGUAAGACGGGGUCAGUCUCCUACCACUUGUACAUUUUCACUUUCUCUUACAUCUUAUCAGUAGAUUAUCCUGUUGACAUAGUUCAUGCUUGAGAACACACAGCAGCGCACAUGCAUUACAUGAAUCAUUAGGCAUGCAAAAAAGAAAAAAGAACUGAAAUGAUUACAAGUAAAGUGAAUGUGUCGUCAAAGCCCUGAAAGAGGGCACGUUUUGCUAGACUAAAUGUUUUUCUUAUUACGCUAACUUAUCUUGAUUUUCAGAUAGUUAAUAAUUCAUUAAAAUAGUGCCUGAAAAAUAAUACAUCAUAUUCCUGAUCCUCAAAAUACAAAUUACUUAAUUCUGUAAUAAGAUCUUUCCCAAUGACUUAUUGUCAAUAAUCCUUCACUUAAUAAUUUUUAUAUAUUGAUAUAAUUUACCAAAACAUGACUGCCUAGAGAUUCUUUAGCUGAUUUUCAUGAAUAAAGUGGGCACCGCCUUAAUCUUCAAGGAAGUUGUUUUUAACAGGAAUUGAGGAAGGAAAUAUUCAUGCAAAGCUGUGACUUAGAAAAUUAUAGUGGAAGCCUCUAUAUAUCGUUUUUAACGUAAAUUAUCUAUUAUCUCUGACUGGGCUGACGACAUAAUGGACUUUCACUUAUACAGAUAUGAAUUCUUUACAGAUAUAGCUUUUCAUUAAGCUAUAAAAACAUUGCAUCUCUCAACCCUGACAUCUAGGUUCUCUCCUGCUGCCUCCCCCCAAAAUGGACUUAUCUUGCAUUUCUCAGAUGCAAGUUGAAUAAAACAGUGGGUUUAGAGAUUGAUGAUACAAGUGGCAGUUUUAAAGCACCGAAUUCCUUAAAUCAGCUGAGAAGCAUGAGAAGUGAAGAUUUCUCAAAUACUAUUGGUCAAUGGAAUAGCCUCCCCAAGCGGUUCCCACUGGGCUUGGCUGCCACGCCUCUCUCUCUCCUGUCACUGCCCUACGCCAAGUGCCACGGGGCCUGGGACUUGUUCGUCUCUGCCAUGACAUCUCCACAGUGACUUUUGUAUAGCAGUCUCUGUGUCAGAGAAAUAAUGUUGCCUUUGCAAUAGGAUGCCUUCCUAAAGAAACAACCAGAACUUUACAAAGGCAAUGACUAUUGGUUUUUAUAACAUGCAAAGCAUUAAUUUUUUAAUCUUCGUUACUAUUUUCUCUUUAUCAUUUUCUCCAAGUUUUGUUUAGGGAUAUUUCUGUUAGAAGAAAAAACUAUAAAGGUGUAUCACUAUGGAGAACAGAGAGAUAAAAGACAGCUGGACUGUACCUAUUUGUAUACUUCCUUCUGUUAUUUUCAGGAAAAGAAGUUUAACAGAGUAACUGAGACUGCGUUAAACUCAGUAACGAUGUUUCAGAAAAACCCAUAUUACUAAUAUAGAUGAGCAGAUUAAUUCCUUGUAUGUAACUAAGAUAUUCUAUUUACAUAUAUUUAUAUCCUCUCAAUUUUUUUAUGCACUUCCAAGUUUUAGUUGGAAAAAUAGAAACCAAGCCACUAUUUAAAAGUUAGAAAACGCCACAUAAAAUACUUCAUUUUAGCUACAAGUUAUUCAUUGUAUAGGAAUUUAUAAAUAGUCUGAGUAUUUCAUAGGAACUGCAUUUCAAGAAUAAAUUAACCAAACCUCAGAGAACUUAGGGUUACUUUUAAAAUACAUUAAAAUAAGUUUCGUACUCAAUCAAUACUACCAUUGAAGUUGGAUAAUGCAGUUAGAUAUACAAGCUAAAAAGGAAAAAGAAUAUAUUUUGUGGUUCUUACUGUUUGAUUGCACUACGUUUACCACAGCUUAGCCAUAUCUACUUCUGUAGUCUAAGUAUUAAGCUGAUAUGUAGCUAAAGAUUUCUUACAGUUCUGGUAACUGGUAACUAGUGCUGUGAAAGGUUUUCGUAUUGUAACAUUCCCAGUUUUGUGAGCUAUAUAUUGUAUAUUGAAGAUGACUAAUAAAUUGGAGUAAUAUAUUUAUCUAGAGCUGGGAAAAUGUGAUAAUUAUUUUCAAAUCUUCAAGUAAGUUGUAUCGAAUUUUUUUCUUCCUCGUAAGUGAGAUAAAAGUCUCACCUUUAUGUUAAAAUGUCUAUUUAUACAACAAGUUUCUCCUUUCACUGGGUUUAUUAAUUUUCAUAUUAAAAUUUUUCUUAUCUUUUUAUACCAAAAUAAUUAUCAUGCUGGUUGUUCAAACUGCCAAGGUGUAUUUUUGUUUGCAGAACUUUUGGCAGCCAGGAUAUUUAAUAACAAACCAGCCUUGUGUAUUUUGUGGCUUUGGGGGCAAGAAUUUUACCUUUAAAUUUCUAUGUGAGGCAGGGCUGAUAACAGCAAAAUCAGUAAUAGACAGUAUUACUUACAAUCAUCAGUAGAAGCUUUUCACAAGUUGUAUAAAUCAGUGCAUUUAUUUAUUAUGUUGUGAAAUUUAAUCUUUAUACAAAAUGCAUCUUCUAGCUCUUUGCUUCGUUACUGCUGUUGCUUAGAGUGUAAUAGCUCCGUUGAUGAUUUACUUACAUACUUGAAGCACUCAUUUCUGUCAAACAGAUGCCCAGUUUUUUCCCUUGUAAACAUUGUAUUCUUUACCAUCAUAGAAACUGAAAAGGAAUAGGGACUUUGUUAAAAAAUAAUUUUAAUGUUUAAAAUAAAUAUGGAAAAAGGCACAAAGCCAAAAUGAAAUCAUCAACAUUAAGAAUUUAAUGUAGCCAAAGGAUUCGUUGUGCUCUAUUUUGCCAAUAUAUAUUUUAUCUUCAAGUCAGAACUUCUUUUCCGUGGUAAAUUUUCAAUUUUUGUUGUAAGAGAGAUCUCAGUGGUUAUGCUGCUAAUGUGACGUUCAAACGAACUUUAAGAAUCGUGAACCCCCAAAAUACGACAUCCCUCCAGGGGUGGGCUCUGGGAUCCCAGGGUGUGUGUAUUGUGAACACCUCUGCAUUUGACUCUGGGCUUCUUGACUCAUGGUAACCAUGAUGGAUGAUGGUUUGUCUGUGUGUUUCUGUCAGUUAAGUCAAUGGGAUUUUCAUUGAGUUUUGAAUUAUUUCUGCUUAAAAAUAUUCGCUAUUAAACUGUUUAAAAGACUGAAAAUUUACAACAUAAUGGGACAACAUACCACACAGAAUAAAAUCACAUGUUUUUGAGGAGGGAAAAAAACCACUCUGACGUAACAUGAGGCUGUAUUGUAUACCAAAGAAAUCACUUUAACAAGCCUCAAAUUGGCUGUUCUAUUGUUUUGUAGUAUAAGCAGUAGAUGAAUUGUGAACUAUUUAAAAACUAUAGUAGGAAUUAAGAAUUAGUUUACUGUAAUUUUACAGACAUAGAGUUUUAUAUUGAUUUUACUGUCGCAACAGCAAUUAUUGAAGGCAGGAAAAAAUAUGCAUGAGAAAUAUUGUAUGGAAAUUAAAGGGAAAAGGAGCUUGAGUUGGUAAUUUAGAAAUGAAUACUUUGCACAUAGGUAUCUUUCACCUUCUAUUAUAGAAAUGCAAAACAUGUGUGAGAUGUAUGAUAGGCACAAUACCACAAAAAUUAAAAAAUGCCACACUGGUGAGGUCUGAAACUGUAUCUGUAUCUUAUCCAAAAAUCUGGUCAUUUUAGGAAGCCCAUUCUACUGUUGAAAUUUAGAAGUCAGUUAAGCAGGUAGUUGGAUGACCUAACCGUUUGUGUUUAUUACAUGAGGCAAGUGUCUGUGCUUUCUCAACUGAGUGGUUUGUAUAGUGAGAGCUAGUCAGAAGGGCUUAGCUAGUUCCUAUAGACGAACUAUGGUAAAUGUAGAUAAGACCACACCAUGCAGACUAAAGAGAUUUUCAUGAACUUACUAAGCCUUGAACUUUGUUAGCAAUUUUCCUUUAUUUGAAACAACAAAAAUUCAUUAAAAUUUACAAUACUACAAAUAGCUGAAUUCUAUGAUUCUGGAGAUGGAAUAUGGUUUAGGUUUAUUGGGUUCCAUAACUAACUUUGGCGCUAGCUCACUCUGUCCUUUCUACGAGCUAUAUCUUUUGGUGCCUCAGUUUUCCCAAUUAGAAAUGGCACACAUUAUCAUCAAUAAUAAAUACUUGGUAAUUUUUCUUUUACAAAGAACCUAUGUAAGUGUGAAUUAUACCUAAAUUUCCCACUUCUUUCCCAUGGUCAUUUUUAGAUAUAAGGAAAGGCUUUGCUUUAUAGGGAAAAAUUGAAAGUCCGAAUUAACGUCCCUUGAAGUUCAUUUUAAAAAUGAGAGUGAAGUUACAUUAGUACUAUCUGUACUAGAGUAGGUUAUGGGUAUUUUCAUCUUUGUACUACAGGUUCAUAUUAUUCAUUUUAAGAUAGACUAAAAACUCACUUCUAAAAUCUUCAAAAUUUUAGAGUAAUUUUAUUUUUCUAAACUUAUCCCAGUCAACAUUAUAUAGCACUGAAUUUUUUUUUAAAUUAAGACCUUCACAUCUUUGCUUAGAUUAAAAAUGUCUCUUUAAAUCAGUGGUUAAAAAAAUAGAAUAUGAGACUCUCUUACCUUGUUUUACCCUGUGACAUCAAUUACUCUCUACACUAAGUGAAUUCUGAAUGGUUUCUUUGCUCUUCGAUCCAAAGCAUGGAUUACUGGCUACAUUCUCUGGCUGUGGAAUGGUACUCCCUUCAUGCAAAGUACCUUCAAACUUCCUGUAAAGAAAGUCAACUAGAGAUUGUCUUAAUUAUUGCCAUAAUGGAAAUCUGGGUACAAUUAAGGGAAGUAAAUUAGAAUAACCUAGUUAAAAUCAUUAAAUAUAGAUGGGAAUAAAGGAAUAUUGACUUUAUUUUUACCUGACAUUUAGAUUCAGUCAGUAGCUGAUCUUUGACUUAAAGAUUUCUUUGCUAAAUCUGGUAUUUAUUAUAGCAUAAUACGAUAACUUGGAGCUUCUGUUGCCUCCCCUUCCCCUAAAAAUGUUGGAAUUAUAAAAGGAUGUAAGCUGCGUAAGACAAGGGGAAAGACUGAAUUAGAAUUCACUUGCAUGAUAUUUUGUCUUACUGACACAACUUAGUUUUCAUGAUGGCACAUGUCUAAAUGAUGAUUCCAGAAUGGUUUGAUGCAGUGACUGGAAGAAAUCAUUUUUCUGGGAAUUUGCUUCCCACCAUGACCUGAUAUACGUACAGAUGACCUUAGCCUAAUUAAAAUUAAUUAUAAUUUUAAUUAGAACCUGCCUGUUUACAGAUUUCAAUUGUGCAGCAAUUUUUUAAUAUACAUAAUGGUCAGGAUAGAAGAAUUGCAAAUUUGAGCAGUUCUUUCUUUUCCUCCCCUCCUUUUACUUGAAAAGCUUUCAGAAAGCUUUUGAGAGAUGACGCAGGUUUCAUAGCAACAUUCUGUGAUUAUGUUCUUCUCCCAAGAAAUUCAUAAACUAAAAUAUGGAACAAAACAAAUUCUUAAUCCUAAUCUUGUUUUGGAUUGUGUAAGCAAAAGCAUUCUAUAUAUCAUAGUCUUUUUUGUAUGUAUGCAGUUGCAUAUGUAUUUCAUUUUUUGUCCAUCUCAAAAAUUGGCAUUUUAGGUUUUAUUUCUAGUUAGUUGCAGUAAAGCAAUUAAUUCCAUUGCCUUAAUUCAGGCCCUUAUCAGUAGAGACCUGCACUAUUUUUCUCCCCUGUGCUUUUGCCAUCGUUUUUCAGCAACUAGUUUUCCUACCUUCAUUCUCUCCCACCUCUAGUCCAUCUUCCACAUCACUGACAGAGUGGUCUUUCUAAAGCACAAAUUUACUUUGUCAUGCCUUCGCUAAAAAUUCUUCAAUAGGCUCUCCUUCUUUAUAGCAUAGCAACCUAAUUCCUUAGGAUGAUGGAUGAGGAUCUCUAUGACCUUGCCUCCUCCUGCCUUUUUUAGCAUCUUCACUCACCAUUUCCUCUAGAGACCUUUUGUAAUCCAGAAAUUUGGAACUACUAACAAUUCAGUACCUUGGCAUAAUCACAUGGUGUAGGUCAACUCAUUCAAGACCCAGUUCAAAUUUAACUUUCUGUGAAGCUCUACCUGACUUCCCCAGGCAGACUUAAGUAUUUCAUCCAUGCUCCAUAGUAUUUUGAAAUUUCUUCUGUUAAAAUAACAUCAUAAUUUAAUAUAUAUAUGUGUGUAUAUCUAUAUCUAUUACUCUCUCCCCCCACUGAAUUUCUCUGUCUUUGUAGUCUUAAUGUUUAGUUAGCACAUAAUAGGACUUUAAUAAAUGUUUUUGAAUGAAUGAAGGUAAUAUAAAACCAAAACUUCUCUAUAUUUUUAUAGUUUGACAAAUAAAAACUUAGACUUCACUGAGCGUCCACAUGAGGGGUGUGUGUAUUCAUGAGCAGGUGGGCAUGCAUGCACUCUGGGCAAACCAACAGAAGAUCAACAACAGAGAAGAGCAGCUGCUUUGUGAAGGAUGAUCAUUUGUUAGCUGCUUAUGAGAAAUAUUUGCCAAACCUGAAUUCUUGUGUCUAAAAGGAGGCUCACAGAAUUUUCACCUAACUACCAAAUUUUUGUUUGUAAUUCACAAAUGUGCCCUAAAGGUUACCCUUCUCUUUUGCAGACCUUCAGUGUAUGCCAUCCACAUAAACACAUACACGGAUUACUCACACAGAAUAAUGACUUGAGAAAGAAUAAAACACAAUAGUCAAGGUGAAAGUUUCUUCAAAGUAAUAUUCAGCCAGAGAUAUAGACUGAAUUUGUGUGAUUUCAGGUCAUUUGUAGUUAAUGAUGAUUGCGUGUUUUAUGAUGUAAAUGUAGGAAGGCUUGUUUGCUACUGUUAUCACUCCUUCCAGAACAUAAAGAUUAAAAACAGAAUCUAUUUUUCUUUUGUGAUUCUAUAAAACCUUUCUACCAUGUCCCCAAAUUAUGAUAAAGAUGAUCACAAAAUGCUCUUUAAAACUUAAUAAUUUCUAAAAUUAAAUAGUGGUAAAAAAUGCAUGUAGUUAAAUACACUCUCCCUUCACUCAAUUGAUGGAUAUUUUUCUACCUGCUCUAUCCUUGGCAUUUGAUGAGAUGCUGGGGAUGCCAAUAAAGUAUAACUCUUAUCUGUUAUAGUUCAAUUUGUUUUGCUAAUUAUUUUCCUACAGUCUGUUUACAAAAUUGGGAGGACAUUUUUUAAAUCAGGUGUUUCUCAGGUUAUUUCACAGAAGUGGUCUCCUUCCACCCAAAAAACUAACCAAAUUCUCUAUCAUAAAGAAUUAAUCUCAUUUUUAUUUCCACAAUUUUUUGUAUUUUCAGAUCAGCCACAAAUAAUCUUUGACUAUCACUUGUCAAGUACAUCUUUCAUCAAUCCUGUAGAACCCCAUUUCCACAACCGUAGGUGCUAUGUGUGAUCCAAGCGACUAAUAGAUUUGAAGAAUGUGAGUUAAAUUUCAAGUCUGUUUUAGGAAGACGUAUAUCCUCAUUAAUAACACAUACACCAAAAUAUAUGAGGUGUGCAUUGUAAACCCACAGUAGAGGGGAAGAGUUGUAAAGUCAUGCUUUCCAGUAUACUUCAAAGGCUCCAUUUGCAGUUAUGGGUUGAUGUUUCCACCUCAGUUAUUUUUAAUGGGGAGUAGGGAGUAAUAUUUAACUGGUAGCAUUCUUAUCUAAGCAUAUAGUAAAUAUACUGCUAGUAUUUGUGUGCCACACUGCAGUGAUAUAGAGAUGAAACAAAACAAACAUAUUUCAGUUAUGAAAAAUUAACUCUCUGAAUAUUUGCUGAUGGUUAGGGAACAGGGUUCCUUUAUGAGAAGGAAAAAACUGUCUUUAUCUUUAUUGUCUGUAAGUAUGGAAAAAACCUUACUUGUAUGUAUAUUCACAUUUUGGUAGGCAUAUUUGGAAGUCAACGUUUCCCAUCAGUAUAAAUACCGACCAUUUCUAUGUUCUCUAGCAAAAGGAAAUUCUUAGUUCGAUACAACUUUACUCUUGUUCGACGUUGUAAAAGGUCCACAAAGGAAGGAGGCUCAGAAGGCUGGACAUGUUACCCUUAUAUUCAGCACAUUCAUUUUAUCUUUCAAUAAAGAGAAUCAGUAAUUAUUUGCCUCCUGUUUAUCAUCAUGUUAAAAACAUAAGAGUAUAGUUACUUUUGUCUCUUACAUUGCAAAAGAUAGUUUUAAUUUAGGCUUUGCCAUAUUAUUUAUAGUUAAGAAUUUACUACAUUUUGGUAGUCUUUUAAAACUUAUAUCUGAAAGAUGCAGAUCAUGUCUGUCUAUUUAUUACACAGUGGGCUCUGUUUGCUGCAGAAAAGAGUGAAACUUUUAACUGCUUAGCACACUUGCCAGUGAGAUAUACCUGACAGAGCAGAGGUUAUAACUUUGGCUCUAAUUACUUUUAAUAAUGGUAAGAAAACGUGAGUUUUGUUUGUUUACAUGCUGUUUACAAUGGCAUAAUUUUUUAAAUGUAUACAAGAAUUGAGAUAUUUAUUGCAUACUAUUUUAAAGAUGUUUUAUGUGUUUUCACCUUUGGAAUAUAUUGUUACAGUUCCUUAUACAGAUAAUUUGGGUGGCUUUGUUAAUGUAGCUAGUAAUUUUUAUGACUACUAAGUGACCAGUUUUCCGUGCCUUUUAUUGUGGGGUGCAUGAUUAUGUAUUUAUUGUACGGAAGUCACUGAUGCGUGUAUUUUUGUACUUUGCUGAGAGUAAUGGUUGAUCUUGAUGUACAUGAUGAUGAGAGAUGCCUUUCCCGAAGGGCACUGCUUUGAGAUUGUCCCUCUGAAAUAAAGAGAAUGCAUUUGGAGUA
Equus caballus (horse) is the source of this 21537-nucleotide messenger RNA. It is a transcript of the gene DGKH, whose product is annotated as diacylglycerol kinase eta. NCBI's taxonomy places the organism in Eukaryota, Metazoa, Chordata, Mammalia, Perissodactyla, Equidae. Gene Ontology annotation, molecular function: ATP-dependent diacylglycerol kinase activity; protein binding. The record is from RefSeq and is a predicted model, not a curated record. Gene Ontology annotation, biological process: lipid phosphorylation; diacylglycerol metabolic process; intracellular signal transduction.